AUGGGCUUUUUUUCUGUUUGUCUAAAUCCCUAGUUUUCUUUUGGCGGGUGAGGAUAUAUCAACUCCAUAUAAUUAUGGAAUCCUCCUGGCCGGAAAACUCAUCGGCAGCCGCGGGGAAAGCCUUCGAAAAGCUGAUUGAAGGCCAUGAAUUGGCGAACCAGCUCCAAUCAAUCCUUGGCAGAAAGACCUUGCAGAGCGAUGGCGGAUCGUUGGCAGCAGCCAAGGGCCUGGCCGCGAAUAUUUUACGAUCUUUUGCGGCGACUAUUUCAAUAAUAUCGGAGGAGCAUACUGCUGCCGAUGAGGUUUCUGAAGUUCCGGCGAACUACUCGCUUUCGAAGUUCACCAUGCCCGAUGGUUGGGAGUCUGAGGAUCCCGGCGAGAGCCCCGCCAUGAGAGACAGGAGAGGCUGCUACAAAAGAAGAAAGGCUGGGGAAGCAUGGACAAAGAUCGCCCCAACUCCAAUCAUCGAUAAUUAUGCAUGGAGGAAGUAUGGACAGAAAAAGAUCAUCAAUACCAUUCACCCAAGGCACUACUAUAGGUGCACCCACAGGUCUGAAAAGGGUUGCCGAGCCACCAAACAAGUCCAGCAAAUUCAAAAUGGUCCCCCAAUGUUCAUAACCACCUACAAGGGCCGCCAUACUUGCCUGGAUACGAUACAGAAAUCUAUUGAUCUGAAAGAGGACACUUCAGUCCUAAUUAACUUUGGUUCGACUACUAGCACAAUUAUCGAACCCCCAGUCUCAGAGCCAUGCUUUCCAGCCAUCUCCUUCUUUACUCAAGAAGAAAACAAGGUAAACAAGUCGAGCUGGAAUUACCAGCAGAACCCAUCGCCAUCGUUGGAUUACAAUCUGCAGAUUUCAGAGCUCAAUAUAGGAGGAGGAAUUGUCACCACAGCAAUCGAAUCAUCCGAUCCCAACAAUGGGGAUCUGAUGAUCUCUUCUAGGGUGCACCCAUCAUUUAUCGAAAGAACUUGUAGUGAGGGAUUGGGUACGGAUGUGGCUUUGGAGGAUGUUGAGUUAUUUGAUAUAUUUGGACACGAGUUUUGGUGAUUUAAGAUGUCCUUCUCAUCGAUGUUCUUUGUUGUGUUGUUGGUCACUUUUGUUUUGUUUGUGUUAGAUUGUGGCUAUUAUUUUUUACUUUCCUUUUUGUUUUGGUGUGUAUUGUACUGCAAAAAUAACAUUGACAGAAGUAAUGUUUAAUAUUUACGUGCAGUACCAUGUUGAUCCAUGUUAAAAUUGAA
Messenger RNA from Diospyros lotus (date-plum), 1240 nucleotides. Its product is annotated as probable WRKY transcription factor 70. The record is from RefSeq and is a predicted model, not a curated record. Bases 75 to 1049 code for a protein of 324 amino acids. Gene Ontology annotation, biological process: regulation of DNA-templated transcription. NCBI's taxonomy places the organism in Eukaryota, Viridiplantae, Streptophyta, Magnoliopsida, Ericales, Ebenaceae. Gene Ontology annotation, molecular function: DNA-binding transcription factor activity; sequence-specific DNA binding. The transcript has 3 exons.